Molecule: messenger RNA, 936 nt
Organism: Chanos chanos (milkfish)
Lineage: Eukaryota; Metazoa; Chordata; Actinopteri; Gonorynchiformes; Chanidae
Product: complement factor H-related protein 3-like
Exons: 4
Coding region: 248-817 (189 amino acids)
Source: RefSeq, a predicted model, not a curated record
UUUGUGUCACACUGAAACAGAGACAUUCAAUCAAAAGUUUAUAACUGCUUUGAAAUGGGUUGAUCAUUGAGCUGGUCAGUUGUUGACGUUGAAAAAUGUUGCUCUCAGAGCAAUAAGUGGACUUUGAGGAGGAGACUGUUGAUUUAGGCGGCAGAAUAAAUGCGAUACCGGAGGAGAACAUUUGACAGUUUGAACAGUUUGUGUAGAUCAAUCUGACUUUUGCUUCGCCAGCUACAUGUUUUGAAUCAUGAAAUCAAAUCUAUUCGUUGUUUUUCUCUAUGUCUGUGUGAGUGUGGAUCGUUCAUCUACAGACAAUGUGGCUGAGCUCGAGAGCAAUAUCUUUUUGCAACCUGGACAGAGUGUAAGAGUGAUCUGUUCUCAAGGCUCCAUGACUGUUGAAAAUGGACAGAAUUCAAAAAAAGUUCUCUGUCAGACCAAUGAAAAAAGGUACUGCGGUCUGCCACCGGCCGCUGAGUCUGCAGAUGUCACCGACACUCUGAAAGACCAGUAUCAGGAUGGGGAAAGAGUGAAAUAUCAAUGUCAGGCAUUGCACACAAUCUCUGGAAAUCCCUACAUGACCUGCAGUGAUGGCCAAUGGACAGGAACAAUAAGAUGCAUGAAGUCCUGUACAGUCACAGCUGAGGAAAUGGAUCAGAAUAAGAUACACCUUGCCCAUGGUCCCCAAAGAAAAAUAUACUUGGCACAUUUGGAUUUUAUCUCCUUCAAAUGCAACUGGUGGAAAUCUCUGCAGGCAGACAGUCCUGGCCUCCGACAGCAGUGUAUUGACGGUGUUAUGCCUUUGCCUCGUUGUGCCUAAUUUUGGCCUUUCUUACACUGAUUUAGUUGAGUGUUUCUAAAAAAACUCGGAGAAGAAUCUAACCUUACUCAAAAGGAUAGGACUGUAUUUUGCUUCAUGUAGAAAUAAAUAAAAUUACU